CCUGCUUGUCCACUUGUCGCCUGGGAUGUCUUCGCCGCGGCCGCUGAACCCCCACGAGCGGUGCAUCUUCGAGGCCAUUGAGCAGGGCCGCCUUGAAGCCGCCGCACAAAUCUCCCUGGAGCAUGAUGUCCGUCGGUUUGGGCCCUUCUUCUCGUCACUCGCCUCCCUGGUGACCAGUGAGCCCGACGCCAGCUCCGACCCCACACACCCCCUUUUUCUGGCCGCCGCGGACCAGGAGAUCGCCGCCUUCCUCGGACGGCUGUCCGUCUCGGUGGUCCGCAAUCGCAGUGUCCACCAGCAGGCACUCGCUCGAGCUGGCAUCGAACAGAGUCCGAGCACCUCGGUGAGCGUGGCUGCCUUUGAGAACUCCGAUCCCAACGCACAACUCAGCAUGUUGCUGUCGGCUCUGCAGGGCUUCCAGGAUGCUCGCCGCCCAGCAGCCGCGGCCGCCUCACUGCGUGACCUUUUCGAGCCCGCCUGGCUAGCGCACCCGGUGGGCGCACGCCUCGGCCUUUGGGCCGCCCUCGCUGGCGAUGAUACCGUCCUCCGGCCCCUGGUGGACCUGGCACUGACACUCUUGACGGAGGAGCAAGCAUUCCAUCUCCUGGCCUCUUACACUGGGGCCUUCCCUGCCGCACUGGCCGAGCUGGUCGAUCUUCUGGCCGCGGUGUGCUGCGCGACCGACACCCCCCACGCGCCGGACACCGAAGGCAGGGCCUUUGUCCUGCUGCUGCGCCUUUGCCACUCGGCACCCUUGCACCAUGUGUCACGCGCACGCGAUGCCCUCUUCCGCCAGCAUCCUGCCUGGUCCCUGGACCUGCAGAGCGUCCUGUCUGGCGCCGGGGCCGAGCCCUCCCGGCCGGACCCAUCGGGUGUUGCGGCCAUGGCCGGCGACCUGCGCGGCCUGCUCCUGAGCGACAUGGAAUUCGUGUCCUUCCUGUCGGUCUUCCAGCCAGACCGCCUGCUGGACCGCCGCCUCGACCUGACGGCCGGGGCCAGUGUUCCCCAACUUACCCACCAUACUGGGGCCUCCUUGCCGACGCUGAUCCGCCUGCAGGCGGUCGUCCAUGCGGUGCUCUUUGCCCAGCAGCCCUGUGACUUGGGCCUUCACGAGCUACAGGCAUGCCUGGAAGCCGGCGGCCGUCUCGGCGAGCUGGCCGCCGGACUGUUGCUCCUGCUUCCCGAUCUCCCGGGCCAGGAGGCCCUCCAGCCGUUGGGGGAAUCGCUGGCUCGCGUGCUGGCGGCCUCCUCCCCGGCGGCAUGCGCCUACAUGCCGCUGCUGCUGUCCCGCCAGUCGGAGGUGUCGCCCACGGAUGUGGGCCAGCUGCUGGCCGGCUUCCAGCUGGACCUGCCGGCCGAGGUGCAUGAUACCGCCCAGCAGACCUUCGCGUCUGCCGGGGCCGGGGAUCGGCUGGCCGGCCGGCCUCCCCUCACGCGGCCCGGCACCGGAGCACAGGCUCCCGCCCUCGGGCGCUCGGGCCCGAGCCACCUGCUUGGCGCGGCGUCGGCUGAGCAUCUGGUUUUGGCCGCGGCCGCGGCUCUGGCCCGGGCACGCGCCACCCACUCGCACAUGUCCCUCCUGUCGGUGCUGGCCGGGCAGCUGGACACCUGUGUCCAGGCCUGGCGACAAACCGCCGCCACCGCCGGCGACAUGGCCCUGGCCUUGCGCCUGCUGCUGCUGGAUUGCCCCGACGUGGCGCCGGCCGAGUGGACAGACUGGCUGCUGGCCGGGCUGCAAUCGGCCUCGACCCCGGGGCUGUUGCCCUUUUUCGAGGCCUACAUCGAGCAGUCCCUGCGUCGGGCGCCGGCCGACUUUGCUCCCCCCUCGGAGACGGCCCUGCUGGGCCUGGCGCAGCAGCCCCUGUCGACCGCCCUGCCGGCUGUGGUUUUCCCGCUGAUGUGGAAUGAGCGCCUGCAGAAGUUCGCCGCCACCCUGGCGCCGGCGGCCUCGCCCGAUGCCCAGCACCCGAGUGGGCUGCUGCUCGAGCGUGACAAGGCCGAGCUCCUGUAUUCGGCCGACUUCCUGUCCACCCUGCCGGUGGAGCUGCUCUUGGCCCAGUACGCCACACAGGCCCCGGGCGGCGGCGGCGGCGGCGGCGACGGCCGCGGCGGCCACGACGGCGGCAGCAGCCACGGAAUUGGCGGGGCUGCCGGGCCUGCGGCCCCGGGACAGGCCCUUCCCUCGGCCGGGCUCCUGGGCCUCGGGGCCACUGUUCCCCUGCCCGCGCGCGGGCUCACCUAUGCACACCUGGCCCAUUUGCUGCCGCAUUGCCAGCUGUCCGAGGAGCAGGCCUUGCGCGAGGUCUCCCUGCGCCUGCGCUCCCUUUGGCAGAAUGCCUUCGACCCGGUGCUGUCCAGCCUGGGCUCGGAUUUGGACUCGGCCAUUGACCAUGUGCUCUUUGACGGCCGGUCGACCUGGGGCGAGCUUUCCGCCGCCGGCCCCGGGGCCAGCCCCCCUGGCGGGCCCGAUGGUGGUCCCUCCCCCGGCAGGGCGACCCCCACGCAGGCCGGCAUCGCCUCCUCGCCCGUGUGCCCCCUUUCGCCUGACGACCGAGUGCUGCUGACCCUGCUGGCGCUGGUGGCCGGGGACCAGGAUUUCCUCCAGGCCACCGAGCGCGGGGCCGGGCAUUCGACCCCCGGCGGCCUGGGGGCGGCGGCCCACCCGCGCGGCCUCCAGCGGCUGGCCCUCGGCGGGCAGGCAGCCGCCGGGGCCCUCUCGGCCGAGGUGUGGGCCCGGCGGCGCCUCCGGCCCUGGCUCGAUGCCAAUCCCGGGCCCCUGGACCCGGGGCUGCCGUACCCCGUGCAGCUGGCCUUCAUCCGGGGGUGGGUUCUCUUCGGCCUGGAGGACUUGCGCUUGGCCACCGGGCUUGGGCAGCUGGACUCCCUGUGCACGGGCCUGGCACUGGGGCUGCGCUGGCUGGCCGGUGCCUUGGCAUCGGGGACCGGUGUCGCCGGUGGCCCCGGCGGCCCCGGAUGCCACAUGCUGCUGGAAUGCCCCGGCCCAUCGGGCGUCGCGCAUGACUUACCCCCGGCGGACCGUCUCUACACGGGCCUGGCCCCCGGGGCGGGGGCCGGGCGCGCGCGCCUUCCCCCCCAGGCCGAUGAUAUGGAGGGCGCUUUCUCCUCGCUGCUGGCUGGCCAGGCCCUGGCCGAGGCUUUUGCCCUGGAUGUGGUCGAGCUCUUUGCCCAGUCGAUCAAUGAGCUGCUCGACGAGGCAACCCUGGCUCCGGAUGCCGUGCGCCUCAAGCUCCCGAUCUUGGACCGCUUGGCGCCGUAUGUCAGUCGCCUGUGGAAGAUGUCCGUUCGGCAGAGUGACGCUUCGGCUGGAGCUCGGCUGAUCAAGGUGCUCCGGCCGCCGAUGGACAUUCUCCAAGGUGCAAUGGUGUGGGAAAAGAUUUUCUCCGGCUACCUGGAAGCAUGUCGCGUGCACAUCGACAACACCUACUCGGAAGUCCGCCAGCGGUCGGUGGGCACCGACAAGUCGCACCUGACCACCAUCUCCGAAGCCUCGGCCGCCCUUUUCCGCACCACAGUCACCGCCGCGGCACACAUCCUCCUGGAGCUUGGCACCACCAAGGCCUGGGAGACCCUGCUCCCGGGGGCGGUCGGCCAGCUGGAUGUGCACGAACUCCUCCCGCUGCCGCAGAUUCGCCAGGUGGCCGGGCGGCGGCUCAACGAGCUGCUCAUCCUCUAUCCGGACCUGGCCGAAGGCCUGCACGCCGGCCAAGGCGUUCCGCACGCCGGCGGCAUGUGGGCUGUACGCCACGUGCCAGCCAUGCAUUGCUGCUUCGCCGUCAUCCCCCGGAUGCUAGACCCACGCGUGAGUAGCCCCCGGCGACAGGCAUUUGCCGUGCAGAUGUCCGCCAUCUUGGCACGCAAGUGGCCCCUGCCCAACUGGCUUCCCCUGGCACGGUCAAUCUUCACACCGGGGAACCUCUUCUCUCGCUCGGACCCGGCCUGGGCCAAGGCUCGCCUGGCGCGCGAUGUGGCCGGCCUGCUCGACGCGACGGGCGGGUCGCUCACCGCCAAUGCCCUCUUCCUUGCCGCCAGCCUUGGCUUGCACUCGGAUGACUGCCCCACCCUGCUAGACAGCGCCUGGAAGCAGCUGGACCCCCUGGUACCGGAUGCGGCCUUUUCGGUGGACGAGCCCGAUGACGCAUGA
This is a messenger RNA of Fonticula alba, 4162 nucleotides long. RefSeq lists its product as hypothetical. The coding region runs from base 26 to 4162 and encodes 1378 amino acids. The transcript is spliced from 15 exons. Gene Ontology annotation, cellular component: integrator complex. Gene Ontology annotation, biological process: snRNA 3'-end processing. The record is from RefSeq and is a predicted model, not a curated record. NCBI's taxonomy places the organism in Eukaryota, Rotosphaerida, Fonticulaceae.